CUCCAGACAAACUUGAGUGUAAUCACUAUGCCAGGUUUUCAAGAUCUAUACGCGUUUUGCCUCCCAUAUUUCCAUAUAUUGCUGGAUUGGGUGUACCGCAUCGUGUUUCGAACCAGACUGAGUCCUCUCACGGAGGAAAGUCUGUGGAGAAAAUUCACCAUAGACGAGAGAAGAGUUAUUCUGUCUGAAGACCUCACUCGUCGAUGGUGGUACGAAGGAUUUUGUUUAAUUUUGAAGUGUUACCGCGAAGACGAAGCGUUAUAUGUGGCAGGGAGGAAGGUUGUUGAAACAAGAUGUACCGAAGUUCUUCAAAACAGACUCGCCAUAUCCAGACGUCUGGCGUCUGUUGACGUAUCGAAGUGUCAGAUCAAGAAACCCAUAUUCAUCAUUGGACCGGCUCGCUCUGGGACGACAUUCCUUCUGAAUCUACUAUACGAGGAUCCUGGUAACACUUCACCCAGAUUUUACGAGACGAUGCACCCCGUGGAGGAGGUGGCGGUAGAGGGGAAAGAACGAAGACUGAUGACCGAACAACGAGCAUUGGCCGCGGUGUACAAGGAGAUGCCUGAAAUGAAAGCUCAGCAUUAUAUACACGCUGACAGAGCGUACGAGUGCUACCAUCUGAUGGACCAAAUGGGGCUGUUUAAGAACUUCCGGUUUAUCACAGGGAACUUCCAGGAAUACGAGGCGUGGCGACAAACGCUGACCAAGGACCAAAUGGUGGAAGUUUACCGAUUCCAUAAAUUACAAAUGCAACUCAUUCUUUUGGGAAGAAGCAAAGAUUCCCUGGAAAAUAACCAACAGCUCGUUUUUAAGGAGUCCACGCAUGCUAUGAGCCUGGAGGCAAUACUAAAGGUUUACCCGGACGCCCUCUUCAUCAAUACUUACCGUGACCCCUGCGAGGCAACGGCGUCUGUAAGCUCUCUAUGUGAGAAUUUAAUGAUAAGUCUAGGAUUUAAACCAAAAGACAUAGAUUUAGGACUCAUUGGCCAAGAUAUGCUUCGAUCCCCACUAAUCAACGGUGGAAAUGAGAUGGUGAAAUUUCGGAAGAGCCACCCAGAAGAAGAACAUCGAUUUUGCGAUAUAGAUUACAAAGAUAUUGUUGGUUCUCCCAUGUCUGUAGUGCGUCAAAUCUACAAGUUUUUUGGUUUGAAGUUGACAUCGGAAGGGGAAGCCAAGAUGAGCGCAUACGUCAAGGAACACCCUCAAAACAAAUAUGGCCGCCAUAAGUACGAUUUAAAGCGAUAUAAGCUGACAGAAGAGGAAGUGAUGGAACACCUUAAAGAUUAUGUUGAAUUCUAUAAAUCACAACGUUGAGUGCCGAUCGGUCAUUGUGGAAUAUUCUAGAUAUUUAGUCUUUAUUUUUUGCUCUAACUGUACGAUAAAGCAAUGCGCAUUUGCGCGCACGAUGUUAUAGUUUAGAAAGUUGACCCUUUUGCGUUUUUCGGCUAUUAAAGCUUUUUUUCAUUUUCCUUGAAAACUUCUCCUUCAUACAAUUUUUAUGCUGCUUUUAUUUAAUUGGUUGUGUUUGAUUGACUUAAUUAUAAUGUUAGGUAUUUAAUUUUGCAUAUGGAUAAAAAAGGGCAACUUGGAAAUAUUAAAGAGAUAUCUUGGAUUCUGUUUGCAGGCCAUUUGGGAUCAUUUAUAUAUGUCGAGGUCUUUUAAAUAGGGGUCAUUUAUCCUGAAUAUGACGAGGGUAAACUGACGAUAUUAAGAAAUAAGUUUUGAAUACCAAAUUAGCUCACUUCAGUUUUGUAAAAACGCUACUUCGAUGGCUUUGUGGGUUUUAAUUCAUUUUAAAUUAUCAAUUCAUAUCUUUAACUGUAAUUUACUUCGAGUAAAAAGCACUUGGUCCUUCAUUUAAAUCGCUACAUGAAUUGGACCGACGGUGCGCUUUGAUUCGAUGUCUUAUACCAUUUUCAAUUUUAAUAUUUGAGAUUUAUAAAUCACGACGAUAAUCCUAGAUCGGUCUGUAAAGGAUGUCCACAAGUCUAGAUGGACUUUAUUUUUGACUUUAUCUGUACAAUUAAGAAAUGUCCAGUUUUUUUUAAAGUUGUCUUUUUUGCACUUUCGAAUCAUUGAUACCCUUUAUGGGAUUCCCGUUAGAAACUUUGAAAUUUUUUCAUUAUGUAUUUUGAUAUAUCUCAAUGCUUCUUGUA
This is a messenger RNA of Lingula anatina, 2159 nucleotides long. RefSeq lists its product as uncharacterized. The record is from RefSeq and is a predicted model, not a curated record. Lineage: Eukaryota; Metazoa; Brachiopoda; Lingulata; Lingulida; Lingulidae.